Molecule: messenger RNA, 897 nt
Organism: Rosa chinensis
Lineage: Eukaryota; Viridiplantae; Streptophyta; Magnoliopsida; Rosales; Rosaceae
Product: fasciclin-like arabinogalactan protein 21
Exons: 1
Coding region: 1-897 (298 amino acids)
Source: RefSeq, a predicted model, not a curated record
AUGGCCGUCAUCCUCGCCGCCAUCGUAAUCUCUAUGACCCUCCGCUCCGACCCCACUACCCAAACCCCUAAAUCUGCCACACCCAUCAGCCACGUCAUCUCUCUCAGCGCCUCAAGAACUCUCCGGGCCUCUGGCUUCACCGUCAUGGCGGCACUCCUCCAAAUCUCGCCGGAGCUCUUCCGCUCCUCGCCGAACUCCACCAUCUUCGCAAUCGCCAACUCCCACAUCUCCAACGCCUCUCUCCCUCCUCACCUCCUCAGAGACCUCCUUAAAUACCACACCUCUCCAGUUAGGGUUUCGAUCGAAGACCUGAUGGAGAAGCCUCAAGGUUCUUGCUUGCUGACUCUGUACCAGAAAAAGAGCCUCGCGAUCACGAGAAUUGAUCGGAAGAAUCGGAUGGUCCAGAUCAACUGGGUUUGGGUCUCGCACCCGAAUCUGUUUGUGGAAGGAUCCGUUUCGAUUCACGGCGUUCUUGGCCCCUUCGCGGUUGUGGAUCCCAAUUAUGACGUCAUUCACGCGCCUAUGUGCGACUCCAAUUUGAGUGUUGUUUCUGGUUCUGGUGGAUUGAAGAAGAAGAAGAGCAAUGUGGAAUGUGGUCGAAUUGUUCGGUUGCUGAGCUCAAAGGGGUUUGUGCCGUUUGCAAUUGGGUUGCAUUCUGUUCUUGAUGGGAUUCUUGAAGAUGAGAGAAAUGUAAGCUCUGUGACGAUUUUUGUGCCACCAAGAUUGGAGCUUGGAGCUCAUCAUCAUCCUCGGGCUUUGCUUGAGAAGAUUGUGAGGUUUCACAUUGUGCCUCAGAGGCUUACACACAGGGAGCUUUCGGCCUUGCCUGCGAGGACUCUGCUCAGGACUAUGGUUCAUGAUGAUCAGCCUCUUUCUGAGCCGAGAGAGAGAGUGUGA